GAGCGGGUGAGUCAAACCUGCGUCAGACUUCGUCGUGACUUGCCAUAGUAAUUUCUUCAUCCUAUGGGGAGGUGGGGGGGUGGCUGAUUUAUCCCACAACACAGCCACAACCACGUGGAAACUAGAAGUGUGAGCGGGGCUCUCCUACGGAUGCAGACCGUCGUUAAAGCGCUGAGGUGAGACAAUCGGUUGCGGUAGCCUCUAACCGGCGUUAACGUUAUUACAGUGGCCAAACUUGAGGCAGGCGCGGAGCUCCUGCGUCAGACUUUACGCACCAUGCGCCCUGUGCGACUGGAGGCUUUGUGAUUUCGCAUCUCUCUCAGAGAUGCUGCACACGGACGCGGUGCCUUGAAUGAAGAUACCGUGCACUCACUUUGGAUUCACACCGUCACGCUGACUUGGACGUUACAAGCACUACACCAGAUUUAAGGAAAAAAAGCACACCUGUCUUUCCCUGGCACCUUCCCAGCUUCUUCCACCUCCUCAUCUCACGCUCUCCCCUUCUUGCUGCCACCGCCGUCACCCCUCUGAAGGAGCGCCUGUGUCGCAGCCAUGCCAAAGAACACCAAGGUGACCCAGCGGGAGCACAGCAAUGAGCCUGUCACUGAGUCUGUGGCUGACCUGCUGUCUCUGGAGCACCCCAUGGACUAUAAGAGCAGUCAGAUGAGUAUGGGCCUGAGCCCUGCCUCCACUGCUCCAGGAAAGGCCCUGCUGCCCUCUCCCGACCCAGACGCUGAGGAUGGCCGACCGGCUUGGAACAACAAGCUUGAGUACAUUCUGGCCCAGGUGGGCUUCUCUGUGGGUCUGGGUAACGUCUGGAGGUUUCCCUACCUUUGCCAGAAGAACGGUGGAGGUGCAUACCUGGUGCCCUACUUCAUUCUCCUCCUGCUCAUUGGCAUCCCAUUGUUCUUCCUGGAGCUGGCGGUGGGUCAGAGGAUCAGGCGCGGCAGCAUCGGGGUGUGGAACUACGUCUACCCACAGCUGGGAGGCAUCGGGGUCUCCAGCCUGAUGGUUUGCGGUUUUGUGGGCCUCUAUUAUAACGUGAUUAUCGGCUGGAGCAUCUUCUAUUUCUUCCAGUCUUUCCAGUAUCCACUGCCUUGGGCUGAGUGCCCCAUCCAGAGAAAUGGAACCCAAGCUAUCGUGGUGCCUGAGUGUGAGAAGAGCUCAGCCACCACUUAUUUCUGGUACCGGCAGACUCUCAACAUAACCAGCAGCAUCGAUGACACCGGCGGCCUGAACUGGAAGAUGACCCUGUCCCUGCUGGUGGCUUGGAUCCUGGUCUGCAUGGCUGUCAUCAAGGGCAUCCAGUCCUCUGGGAAGGUGAUGUACUUCAGCUCUCUCUUCCCGUAUGUGGUGCUUUUCUGCUUCCUGGUACGAGGUUUGAUGAUGAAGGGAGCGGUGGAUGGCAUCGCUCACAUGUUCACCCCUAAGCUGGAAAAGAUGUUGGAGCCGCAGGUGUGGAGAGAGGCGGCCACGCAGGUCUUCUUUGCCCUCGGUUUGGGCUUUGGAGGAGUCAUCGCUUUCUCCAGCUACAACAAGCGAGACAACAACUGCCACUUCGAUGCGGCGCUGGUCUCCAUCAUCAACUUCGUCACCUCCAUCCUGGCCACUUUAGUGGUGUUUGCUGUGCUGGGGUUCAAGGCGAAUGUUAUGAACGAGAAGUGUGUCGUCGACAACGCAGAGAAGAUCCUGGGCUUCCUGAACACUGGUGUGCUGAGCAGAGAGCUCAUCCCUCCUCACAUCAACUUCUCCCACCUGUCCACCCAGGACUACGCGGAGAUGUACGGCGUCAUUAAGGCGGUAAAGGAGGACAGCUUCGACCAGCUUGGCCUGGACGCCUGUGUGCUGGAGGACGAACUCAACAAGGCGGUUCAGGGCACUGGUUUGGCCUUCAUCGCCUUCACGGAGGCUAUGACACAUUUCCCUGCCAGUCCCUUCUGGUCCGUCAUGUUCUUCUUCAUGCUCAUCAAUUUGGGGUUAGGAAGCAUGAUCGGCACCAUGACCGGCAUCACCACACCCAUACUGGACGCUUUCAAGAUCCGCAAGGAGAUCCUGUGCGUGGUUUGCUGUGUCAUUGCCUUCCUGUUGGGCCUGCUGUUUGUGCAGCGUUCAGGGAACUACUUUGUCACCAUGUUUGAUGAUUACUCAGCUGGUUUGCCUCUCACUGUGGUGGUGAUCCUGGAGAACAUCUCUGUAGCCUGGAUCUACGGCACUAAGAGGUUCAUGCAGGAUCUGGAGGACAUGCUUGGUUUCAGGCCGUUUUCCUUCUAUUACUACAUGUGGAGGUACGUGUCUCCAGCUGUCCUGGUGGUGCUCAUCAUCGCCACCGUCAUCGAGAUGGCGGUCAGUCCCGCGGGAUACAACGCCUGGGUGGAGGCCGAGGGCUCAGAGCGUUUCGAGAAAUACCCUCCCUGGGCUUUGACCAUGGCUUACGCCCUCAUUGUUGCGGCCAUGCUGCCUUUGCCCAUCGUCUUCAUCGUCCGCCACUUCAACCUGAUCUCAGACGGCUCCAACAAGCUGUCCGUCUCCUACCGCAAAGGCAUGAUGAAGGACAUCUCCAACCUGGAAGAGCAGGACGAGCAGCGCUUCAUCCUCAGCAAGAACCCCAGCGAGGCUCCCUCCCCGAUGCCCGCCCACCGCGCUUACCUGGGCCCCGGCGGCACUCAGGAGAUGACCAACACCAACUACGGCACCAGCACCAAGACGGGCUACCAGAACAUCGGCUCGCCCGAGUCUGAGCUAUGAUCCACUGAGCUCACAGAUCCUCCCGUCCAUUAAACCCCGGCCCAGCUUGGAGAGAGGGAGACAGAGGAAGAAAGGGAGGAACAGAAGUCAAGAGGGAGAGAAAAUUCACUGCCGAUUGUUGCAGCGUUCAUCACACCUUAACCCCCAGAGCUGAAUCCCUCUAUCCCCCCUUCUCUGCUCCAUCGCUCCCCGCCCGUGGUCCUUCCCUUCUUCCCCGUCAUAGGAUCCGUGCUGUUAACCGACUGUCAAUCCCAGCUGAGGUGAAGGGAUCAUGGGAAUGUGAGUCUCACCUUAUUUUAACCGGCUUUUCCAUCUGUCAAGGUAUUACAGAGGCAGAAAGAGAGGGACGGAGAGGGAAUGAAGCUUAGGAAGGUCCAGCGUGGGCUUAGAUACAGGCUUUGCUUUUGUAAUAAGCUCUUUGAAGUUAAGGUGUGUGCAAUGCCAAAAUGAUUAAUGUCGUACUGAAAUGUAAUCCCAUGUGUUUACGAGUCUGGAGAAGGUUAUUUUUGAGACAGCUGGAUGUUCCUAGCUCUAGGAGAUCGUCAUCUUACUCUUGUUCAGUUGAGGAUUGUUACUUGUGGGCACAGGAUGGAAGGAGACUCAGAAAAAAAUAAAAAUCACUGUAUCACUGUAUGAGAACAUCUACAUCUACAGUGUGUAACAAAACUCGAUUACAACUUCAUCCAUAACAGUAUGUAAUAAGUGAUUAUGAUAGUGUACAGUGUUACAAGCACAUUAUAUCUUUAAGUUUCUUGUGCCUAUCAUGCAUCAGCAAUAAUAAGCAGUAAAAGUAGGAUCCUCAUUAAACUGUGGAUCUCCUUCUAUCCUCAUUGCUCCCACCGAUGUAGAAUACUAUACAUAUGUGUUGUGCAAUAGUCUGAGAUGUCACCGUAAAUCAUGUAUAUACACUGCAGUAGUGCAAAUCGAGGGAAAAACUUUUUGCCUCUUCAUCACUUCUCCACGAACACUGAAGCACAGACGCCGGCUAUCGUUAGGAAAUCUCCGAGCCUUAACACAGAGCAGCACUUUUCUUUUAAACAAUCUUCUCCUCGAUAAAAACAAGGCUCCGGAGUUGUCGCCAACAGCGCUGUACACAUCGUCUCUUGUGCUGUUCCAGUCGCAGCUGGCCUAGACAAAGCUUUUCCAUUUUAAUCAAUCAUUUUAAUCAAGCGGUUCCAUUUUAAUCAAUGGCCUUAGAAGGGCAGAGGUGGCGAUGCACGAGCACAGAUAAGCAGAGCGGCUUGUUUUUGACGCUCGUCUGUCUCUGUGUUAGGGAGGCAGACGGAGAAGGGAUGGGUUUUGUGAGUUUUGUCGUUGUGUACGUGCAGAUGUGCAUGUGUGUUUGCCGUCUGCCCCUGAAUGAGAGCUCACGGUGACCCAGCCCGUUUAAAAAUAGAGCCAUGUUACCCAGGGGAAGCCGUGGCAACGCACCAUAGAUACGGAUCCUCUUCUGAUGUGGAGGAGGAAGAGGACAGUGGACACCUCGCUUUGUCUGCUGCACCUGCACGGCCGUUUGUUCACCAAUACAGAGAUGAGACAUUUUACCGUCAAUGUCCCACAAGGAUAUCUCUCUGAUGUUGUCUCAGCGCGUCGAGUAAGAGGUUCACUGCCAUGCUGCGCUGUGGAUGAAUCAUACCUCAUCCCCGAGUGACAGGUUAAUGUUUAGGGUUAAUUGUUGUACAUUCCUCAAAUUGUGACCACUAUGGACAUCAUUUCAUAAGCACUUCAGUCCACACUUUGAUGUCUUUUUGUGAACCAAGGCGUGGAAACUAAAGCCUUUUUUAUUUUUUAUGUAUAAUAUUGUAUGGCGGUGUAUGUUUAGGGGUGUAAUGUGGGAAACGUACCAUGAUUUAACUGUGUGGAAUAAGUGGUAAUACAUGAUUUUCACCACUGGGUGUCUCUGCUCGUCAGCGGAGGAGACAGUGACGUGUGGCCCCUCCCUGCUGAGACAACACCAACACUUGAGACUGAACAGAUGUAGUGUGAAGCGGAGUCAGUCACAUUGUUUUGGUGCCUGAACAGCGUCUCUGUUGUCUGUUUUGCCUUAUUGGUUUGUCAUUUUGUUUCCUUAAUAAUGUCGUGUGUUUAUGUGUUCAUGUCUAGUUUGGACCAACGUCUCUUCUCAUUCACUUGAGCACUUUAAUUAGAUUAAUGACCCUGGAGUUGUUUGUAAAGCACACGGCUCACAAAAGCUUUGUGGAGUUUAAACAUGAAUCAUAAGAAUGCUGUCCCAUACGGUGUAUAUGUAUACUGUAUAUAUGUAUGUACAUGGAGAGAGAGAGAGAGAGAGAGAGUAGAAGGGCUAAAUGCAAAUGAAAGGCACAAGACGAAUGAUGUUUCACAAAAACUAUCUAUGUUAUCACAGAAAAUAUUUGUCUUUGCACACAACUUUUAUUGCAUUUUAAUCUGGCUUCUUAUGAUUUUAAAUUUUCUUGGCCUUGUUUUCAUGCCAGUGUUGACUGAUGCAGUGCUGACCCGUCACUAUGUGCUGUAAUAUGUGGCUUCUAACAUGUGGCUGUGAUAUAUAGCUGGGUAUAAACUAAAGUGAUGGUGACAUAAUAGAAUUCAUUACUGAUCGACCAUAAAAGCACGUAUAACGUCUAUUUUUUCCACUGUCUUUUAUAGAUUGUAUUUUCUUUAACAUUGUGUCGUCACAUAUUUUGUAAUAAUGAUAAUAACAAUAAAAGCAUUAGCGCUAUAAGGAAAUGAACCACUGUGAAAACAUAACUCUGGCCACAUUAGUCUCUGAAUCAGGGGAAAAGUGGCUGCUCUCCCUUUUGAACAAGACGUUACAAAUGAGCAUGUAGACAUUAUUAAUGUCUUCAGUUGCUAAAAUGUAGCAUAGACUUACUGAUCUUCUGUGAUAAUAUAUCAGAUGUUUUUUGUAGUUUUGUUUUUUUGUUUUUGGCCUGGAGUUAAAGCACAUUUAGCGAAGCACAGGAACAUGAGCACAAUGGAGUUUCAUGUCUUAGUAGCAGUGAAAUUCACCAGUCAAUGAGCUCAAAAUACUGUGAGUCAGAAACUUGUAGAUCAUCUUAGUUAUGGUCUGAUUCCUGCAUCCUCCGAGAGGUGGCUGGAGGAUAAAAGCUGCACUCUGAAAUGCACUGCACUUCACAGGAAGCUCAACUGCACCACCAGUUUCUCCUUCUGUAGCUACAGACCGAUCUGCACAGUACAGAGACCAUAGAUGACCAACUCCAGCUAAUACUGAUGUGGUGGAUCUCACACAAAGAGAGCACAAUCACAGCGCACCAGUUUGUACUUUCCUUUAGCAAUGGUAGCGUUCACAGCUAUAGGUAGGAGUUAUACAUCCCCUGUUUCCACCCCAGGCACAGCAGGUCAAGCUGUUGAAAUACUCUGUGGAAAAAACAUCUUCUCAUAUUGGUUGACAUUUGUUUGCUACUAAUAAGGUAUUGACAUUUAGUAUUGAUAUUUCAUAUUUAUUAUCGGAAACAAAGACUCCAACUCCAGGGUCUUUUUGUCUGGUCCAUGUGUCGGCUGUGUUGCAUCACGUACUACAAAGCAACUUCUAGACCUUAACUCAGUUCAGUUGCUGAGAUUAACUCAACAAAAGUAGAGUAAUAGUGUAUUAAUUUAAUUGUGCAAAUAGUCUUUAUGUGACCAAACCAUAGUUAUAUUUAUAGUAUUUAAGACGAUGUAUUUAAUCUGUACAUAUCGAUGUACAUUCUGAUAAAUUCACACUGAGUAUCUAUAGUAAGAGUGACAGGGAGUAUACUUGAGCUGUAAAUAAUAAUUGUAUAUUUUGAGAUAUUUUUUGAUUUUUGUACUGUAAGUAAUGUUACUUUGGUGUCUGUUGGUUCGUGGUGUUAGUGUGUGGUUGUUCUCAAUCAAAAUAGCUGAGCAACUGUGGCCGUGCGUGUGUGCGUGUGCGUGUGUGUGUGUGUAUAUAUGAGUGUGUGUGUAAAGUAUAUGUAGGUUUUUUGAUGUUUAAAUGUGUGUUUUUUUCUCCUCUGUCAGUGUUGUGUGCUGCUGAUCUAAUCCAGUAGAUAAAAUCCUGUCGUUACAGUGAACUGGGACCACUAAUGUAAGCAAUCUCUCCUCUGUGUUUCUCACUGGAACUGCAGUGGCUUCCAGCACAAAACUGGCAACACGAUCAAGAAGAAACGUUUAACUCUAACAGUCAGACAGAAACUUUAGUUUUUUGUUGAAGAGAAUGAAACUGUACAAACAUGAUGUAUGAAGCAACCAGGAAAUUAAAGUUCAAAACCACUUUUAUUAAAAAGAAA
Molecule: messenger RNA, 6992 nt
Organism: Seriola aureovittata
Lineage: Eukaryota; Metazoa; Chordata; Actinopteri; Carangiformes; Carangidae
Gene: slc6a17
Product: solute carrier family 6 member 17
Exons: 12
Coding region: 553-2745 (730 amino acids)
Biological process (GO): L-leucine transport; sodium ion transmembrane transport; alanine transport
Cellular component (GO): synaptic vesicle; plasma membrane
Source: RefSeq, a predicted model, not a curated record